GCACGGGAUGUGCGCACCAACGAAGUGGUGGCCAUCAAGAAAAUGUCUUACAGUGGGAAGCAAUCAAACGAGAAAUGGCAGGAUAUCAUUAAGGAAGUGAAAUUCCUCCAACGGAUUAAGCACCCGAACAGUAUAGAGUACAAAGGCUGCUACCUGCGGGACCAUACAGCAUGGCUUGUUAUGGAAUAUUGUUUAGGCUCCGCUUCAGAUUUACUAGAAGUUCAUAAAAAGCCGUUGCAAGAAGUGGAAAUUGCUGCAAUCACCCAUGGUGCUCUCCAAGGAUUGGCCUACUUGCAUUCCCACAACCUGAUCCAUCGGGACAUCAAGGCAGGGAACAUUCUACUGACGGAACCGGGGCAGGUGAAGCUGGCUGAUUUUGGAUCGGCGUCCAUCGCCUCCCCUGCCAAUUCAUUUGUGGGGACUCCCUACUGGAUGGCCCCAGAAGUGAUCCUGGCCAUGGACGAAGGGCAGUACGAUGGUAAAGUUGACGUGUGGUCUCUUGGGAUCACCUGCAUUGAAUUAGCGGAACGGAAGCCCCCAUUGUUUAACAUGAACGCCAUGAGUGCCUUAUAUCACAUAGCGCAGAAUGAAUCCCCCCUCCUCCAGUCCAGCGAGUGGUCUGAUUAUUUCCGAAACUUUGUAGAUUCCUGUCUCCAGAAAAUCCCCCAAGACAGACCAACGUCCGAGGAGCUCCUGAAGCACGUCUUCGUGGUCCGAGACCGCCCGGAAACCGUGUUAAUAGACCUAAUCCAGAGAACCAAGGACGCCGUGAGAGAGCUGGACAACCUCCAGUAUCGCAAAAUGAAGAAACUCCUCUUCCAGGAGGCCCACAACGGACCAGCAGUGGAGGCCCAGGAGGAGGAAGAGGAGCAAGACCCCAGCAUGGGCCGGACGGGAACCGUGAACAGUGUGGGGAGCAACCAGUCGAUCCCCAGCAUGUCCAUCAGCGCCAGUAGCCAGAGCAGCAGCGUUAACAGUCUUCCAGAUGCCUCCGACGACAAGAGCGAGCUGGAUAUCAUGGAAGGAGACCACACGGUCAUGUCCAACAGCUCCGUCAUCCAUCUGAAGCCGGAGGAAGAAAUCUACAGGGAGGAUUCAGACGCUCGGCUGAGAGGAUCGGAGCCCCAGUCUCCACCCCAAGGGACGCGCCACCGAUCUCACUACCGCAACCGAGAGCACUUUGCUACCAUACGCACAGCUUCCCUGGUAACCAGACAGAUGCAGGAACAUGAGCAGGACUCGGAGCUGCGGGAACAGAUGUCCGGCUACAAGCGCAUGAGGCGGCAGCACCAGAAGCAGCUGAUGGCCCUGGAGAACAAGCUCAAAACGGAGAUGGACGACCAUCGCCUGCGGCUGGACAAGGACCUAGAAACGCAACGCAACAACUUUGCGGCAGAGAUGGAGAAACUCGUCAAGAAGCACCAGGCAGCCAUGGAGAAAGAGGCAAAAGUGAUGGCCAAUGAGGAGAAGAAGUUUCAGCAACACAUCCAGACGCAGCAGAAGAAAGAGCUCAACAGCUUUUUGGAAUCCCAGAAGAGAGAAUACAAACUCCGCAAAGAGCAGCUCAAAGAGGAACUUAACGAGAACCAGAGCACCCCCAAGAAGGAGAAGCAGGAGUGGCUGUCCAAGCAGAAGGAGAACAUCCAGCACUUCCAGGCGGAGGAAGAGGCCAACCUGCUGCGGCGUCAGAGGCAAUACCUGGAGCUGGAGUGCCGGCGGUUCAAGAGGAGGAUGCUGCUGGCACGCCAUAAUCUGGAGCAGGACCUUGUCCGGGAGGAGCUGAACAAGAGGCAGACCCAGAAGGACCUGGAACACGCCAUGUUGCUGCGCCAGCACGAGUCCAUGCAAGAGCUGGAAUUCCGGCACCUCAGCACCAUCCAGAAGAUGCGCUGCGAACUCAUUCGGCUGCAGCACCAGACCGAGCUGACCAACCAGCUGGAGUACAACAAACGCCGAGAGAGGGAACUGAGGCGGAAGCACGUCAUGGAGGUUCGGCAGCAGCCCAAGAGUCUGAAGUCCAAGGAGCUUCAGAUCAAGAAGCAGUUCCAGGACACCUGCAAGAUCCAGACCCGGCAGUACAAGGCCCUGCGCAACCACCUGCUGGAGACCACGCCCAAGAGCGAGCACAAGGCCGUGCUGAAGCGGCUGAAGGAGGAGCAGACCCGCAAGCUGGCCAUCCUGGCCGAGCAGUAUGACCACAGCAUCAACGAGAUGCUCUCCACGCAAGCGCUGCGUCUGGAUGAAGCCCAGGAAGCAGAGUGCCAGGUCUUGAAGAUGCAACUGCAGCAGGAACUGGAGCUGCUCAAUGCCUACCAGAGCAAAAUCAAGAUGCAGGCCGAGGCCCAGCACGACCGGGAGCUGCGUGAACUGGAGCAGAGGGUCUCCCUGCGGAGGGCUCUCCUAGAACAGAAGAUCGAGGAAGAGAUGCUGGCUCUGCAGAAUGAGCGCACGGAACGGAUCCGGGGCCUGCUGGAGCGCCAGGCGCGGGAAAUCGAGGCCUUUGAUUCGGAGAGCAUGCGCCUGGGCUUCAGCAACAUGCUGCUCUCCAACCUCUCCCCCGAGGCCUUCAGCCACAGCUACCCCGGAGCCUCCAGUUGGUCCCACCACCCUUCGGGGGGUCCGGGCCCUCCCUGGGGCCACCCCAUGGCAGGCCAACCUCAGGCCUGGGGCCAUCCCAUGCAAGCCGGGCCCCAGCCGUGGGGACACCCCUCAGGGCCCCUGCAGGCGGUGCCUCGGGGCGGCUCGCUCGGGGUCCGUAACAGCCCCCAGGCCUUGAGGCGGACGCCUUCCGGGGGACGGACAGAGCCAGGCAUGAGUCGCAGCGCCAGCGUCACCUCGCAAAUAUCCAAUGGGUCACACAUGUCUUACACAUAAUACCUUCCGUUCGGUGCCCCUUUACAGGCGGGCUGCCCCGCUGGCGCCGUCUGCCCGCCCACAGGAACUGCCGACAGGCCUCUUCCCCCCCAGGAACCGGUCCCGGGCAGCGCAGGCUCAGGGUACCGUUCAGGGGCCCGUCUCGCGCGCGGCAAGCAUUGCGUUCCGCGUUUGCUAUUUGGGAUGUCAUAGUAUUUGGCUGUAGUGUGACUCUCUCACCUGACACGCACUGGCUUUAAGGAAGCUCCGUGCGGGCACGAGGGGUGGAAAUGCCUCCCCCCCCCACCAGGGCUGUGGGGAGAGCGGGGUCUCCGCCUCCCCUGCAGCUCAAGGAGGAAGGUGAGAGGGUUCCCCCUUUACCUCCGAGGGUAAUUUUGUCCGGGGGGCCUGGAGUCCCAGCUCCCUUUCUCCCAUGUCGGUUCAGCUGCCCCUCCAACACCUCUCCGGGUGGUUCCUUGUAGGGAGGGGCCCAGGGAAAAGCAGCUCCCCAGAACCUUGCCCAUCAAAAGAGGCUGGGGUCGCGCGCCCCCAGGCCCACGUCCUUCUGCGCGUUCUCUGUUGCACUACGACGCGCAGCCUCAAGAAUUUCCGGGCGCAUGCGGCGGCUUGGACAGAACUGCACUAGUAAAAUGCACCUGCUCGAACCCUUUGUGCAGCUCGGCCCCAGGGGGCUGGGUGGUGUGCGAGUGAGCGCGUGUGCUUGCACGUGUGAGGGGGAGAAGCGGGGGGGGGGGCAGGGCAGGGCAGGAGAGCCUUCUUUUUAAGGGCUUAAUACUGUGACAUCUCACCGAAGUUCAGCCUCAGAAAUUCCGUGCCGGAUCCCCCUUCCUGGCACCUGCUCUCCUUCCGAACCGUUCCAAACCUGCCGCCAACCUCGCUCAUAUGUCCGAGGUUUUUGUGAACGAUGCCAUAAGUCGCCCCCUAAUGCCGCCGCCAAGAGACCAGGAGUCUCUGCUCCUGACACUACAUUUGCCAGUUUUUAUUGGGCUUGCCACAUUAUUAUUAUUUUUAUUAUUAUUAUUAUUGUUUUAUUAUUAUUAUUUUGCUCGUUUACACGUCCAACCGCAACCGUUUGUAGGGGUUUGACUUGCCACGGGGAGUCCCGCCCGGCUGCUGCUGUCAGCCACUGGAGAUGUUGUUGGUUGCGGGCAGGGCGAGCGGGUGCCAGUCCUUGCCAAGUCCGCAUCGAGUGGGCCUCUCGGUUUCUGUGGGCGACUCGGCCUCCCAGGAGCCACGCGGGGCCCGUGGCGGCCCCAGAGGGAGCUGGCUCUUGGUACCUUCUGUGCCAUGGCAGGGAAGGGGGUCCCGCUGUGGGCGCCCGUGGGGUCCCCGGGAGCAGUUGGCCUUCAGCUCGGUCAAAUCACUACCAGCUGUCCCAUCCAGUGUUCUGUUGUACAUUAUUUUUCUUGCACACUUAAAGCAAACACUAGCUACUAACUUUAGGAUUUGCCUUUUAACACACCUAUAGGGCUCAGAAACGUAAAAGUUUUUUUUUUUUAAAUGUCUCUCCGUGACAUACCUGUAUAGAAGAAUAUACUCUCGUGUGUGUCACAUUUUCAAUCUUUUUUUUUUUUUAAAUCGGUGUGACUUUUAAUUUAGCUAAAUUAAAACAACAACAACAACACACACACCACUCCAGCUCCUUCGGUUCGGCUACAUCUUCCGCCUCCCCACCCCCACUCCCCCCAUCCCACUUCGGCUUCUGACUGGGGAGCAGAAGGGGGCCUGGAGCCUGGCCUGAAAGGGGGGAGGGGGAACAGAAGACAUACACACACCCCACUCCCUGAAUGGGGCAGACCUAUAGUUGCCAACGUGGAGGGUGGGGCAGGAGCGGCAGAGCUGUCCUGUUUCCAUCGAAGUCCUGCUGUGAGUUCUCUUUUGGGGUGGGGUCUGGACUGUUCAGCCAAUGAACCCAUUGCAAGGAGGGAGGGGAGGGCAGUGGCCCCACACCCCAUCGUCUUCGAUCAAGGACCACCCAGCCCAAACACCCUUGCCCCGGUGGCAUCUUUAAAGCUUUCCUCAAGGUGCCCCACUUGGCACAACAACCUAGGUUAUUUGAGGAAGGGGUCAGCAGGCCCUCCCCAACCCAGGGGUUGCACUCUGGACAUGCCUAGCAGCCCGCCCGCUCGCUCGCCCGCCUGCCCGCCCCUCAAAAGCUUUGCUUGCCUCGACAGUGAAAACAGGCGCGACGUCGAAUGCGAUAUUGGCGUUUCCGUUGCCAGGGAAGAUUUGUGAUGGAAGCCGUUUUUCUCUCUUCCCCUCACCUGCCAUUGUACAUCCAUCUGUGCCAGGCUCUCCAUGAAAUUAAUCUUUUAAGUAAAACAAUUUGCCAAACCCCA
This is a messenger RNA of Ahaetulla prasina, 5213 nucleotides long. It is a transcript of the gene TAOK1, whose product is annotated as TAO kinase 1. The record is from RefSeq and is a predicted model, not a curated record. Bases 43 to 2874 code for a protein of 943 amino acids. NCBI's taxonomy places the organism in Eukaryota, Metazoa, Chordata, Lepidosauria, Squamata, Colubridae. Gene Ontology annotation, biological process: protein phosphorylation; execution phase of apoptosis. Gene Ontology annotation, molecular function: ATP binding; protein kinase activity. The transcript has 18 exons.